AAAAUAAGCAUUUUUGGAGGCCACAACUAUGCGAUAAAUCCGAAUUUUCUCGGAUCGAAAAAUCCGUUUUAAUUGACUCUAAUAGUAACACUUCUCAAAACAUGUAUGGAAUGCGUUCGAGGGUAACACUUCAAACUUGCCAAACGUAUUGACAGGACUUCACCCCGAAAUUAAUAAUGGCUGAUCAGGACUAUCAAAUCCGGAUAAUCAACAAUGAGAAGGGCAAAGGUCUCGUAGCACUUCGGCCAUACAACGCUGGUGAAAUAAUUCUCCAGGAGAAGCCAUUGGUUUGUUGUCAGUUCGCCUGGAAUGAGGAUUACCAAUACCUGGCCUGUAACCACUGCCUAACGCCUCUGGAGAGCGCUGAGGAGAAUGCCAGAAGGCUAUCCGGGAACAUUAAUCUAAUUCUCCCUUAUCCGGAGUGCUGUGAGACAAAGAAAGAACUGAUAGUUGAGUGUCCAACAUGUGGAGUAAAAUACUGUAGCGAUGAGUGUCUUACUGAGGCCUUCCAAAAGUACCACAGAGUCCUAUGCCUCCAGUCCAGGGAGAAGAACGAGAAUCAUCCCCUGGUGCAGAUGAAGGAGGCUUGGAAGCAGAUGCACUAUCCCCCUGAGACAGCCACGAUAAUGCUUCCUGCCAGGAUGAUUGCAUUCAUCAAUCAAGCUUCAGACAAAACUGUUGCCCUUUCAACAUUCAACCAGUUCUGUCACAAGACUGUCAACGAGGAUGAGGAGAUUGCCCACAAUCUCCUGGGGGAGAAGUUCAUCGGGCAAAUCGAUGUUCUCAGGCAAAUGAUAAAGGGCGCUUUGGACGAUGGCGAUGUUCCCCAUUGGUUCUCCCCCGAUGGUUUUCGAAGCCUUCUCGCCCUCGUGGGAACAAAUGGACAGGGAAUAGGAACCAGUGCAUACGCUCGAUGGGUGAAGAACGUUUCAGGUUUGGAAAUGCCGGAUGACAGGCGAAUGGAGAUUGACAAACUCAUCGACCAGAUUUACGACGCCAUGGACGAGGUCGCUGGAACAUUCUUGAAUAACGAAGGCUCCGGCCUCUACACCCUCCAAUCAGCCAUAAACCACAGUUGUUCGCCGAAUGCCGUUGUCGAAUUUCCGUACUCCAACAGCACUCUGGUAGUAAAAACCCUUCGACCCAUCCAACCUGACGAGGAAAUUUGCAUUGGAUACCUCGACGAAUGCCAACUAGAACGCAGUAGAGUGACGAGACAGAGAAUGCUCAGCUCGCUUUAUUUGUUUAACUGUCAUUGUGACAAGUGUCUGCAGCAGGCCGACAACGAUGAAGUCUCAUCUGAUGAAGAUGAUGAUGACAUGUACACUUCAUAGUUCCAUUAGAACUGAGACAGCAUGAGCAGUGACUUCUACAUCGUGUAGAUUUUUUGUAUCUAAAGGACUUUUCCUCUCAAUCGUUGUUGAAUAGAUUUUAAAUAGGUCAACUUCAAGGUUUAUUUUCAAUUCUAUUGUCUAAUUUUGCAUUCAGCUACUUCAAACAGGUGUUUAGGGAUAAACGGAAUGUAAUAGUUUGGAGUUUUUCAGUCUCUUUCCAUCAUUUCUUCAAUAUUUUAAAUUAUCAAGUUUGUGAUGGGCCAUUUUUAUUAAUUAAUGCAAUUUAUUUCAUAAAAACAUUCCUAAAUCAACAGUCAACAUCUCCAAAUACAUUUACAGAUUAAAUAAAUCCACUCUGCAUUUCUCUACAA
This is a messenger RNA of Diachasmimorpha longicaudata, 1705 nucleotides long. RefSeq names its product histone-lysine N-trimethyltransferase SMYD5 (gene Smyd5). The coding region runs from base 177 to 1334 and encodes 385 amino acids. Gene Ontology annotation, molecular function: protein binding; histone H4K20 methyltransferase activity. The transcript has 2 exons. Gene Ontology annotation, biological process: negative regulation of gene expression, epigenetic. The record is from RefSeq and is a predicted model, not a curated record. NCBI's taxonomy places the organism in Eukaryota, Metazoa, Arthropoda, Insecta, Hymenoptera, Braconidae.